This is a messenger RNA of Adineta steineri, 399 nucleotides long. The record is from the annotation of a GenBank genome assembly. NCBI's taxonomy places the organism in Eukaryota, Metazoa, Rotifera, Eurotatoria, Adinetida, Adinetidae.
AUGAGUAUCACACGAAGACAACACACAGCAUCCAUAUUAGCAAAUGGAUCAGUAUUAAUUACUGGUGGAUACAACGGUAGCAGAUAUCUGAAUAGUGCUGAAUUGUACAAUCCAUCAACAAACAUUUGGGCAACUACAGGCAGUAUGAAUGUCGCACGGCAAUAUCACAGAGCAUCCUCAUUAGAAAAUGGGUUAAUAUUAGUUACUGGUGGUUACAGCGGUAGUAGUUAUCUGGAUAGUGCUGAAUUGUACAAUCCAUCAACAGACACCUGGGCAACUAUAGGAAACAUGAAUGUUGUACGAGAUCUUCACACAGCAUCUAUAUUAGCAAAUGGAAAAGUAUUAAUUACUGGUGGAUACAACGGUAGUAGUUAUCUCAAUAGUGCUGAGCUUUAUUAA